Theobroma umbraticum is the source of this 750-nucleotide messenger RNA. Lineage: Eukaryota; Viridiplantae; Streptophyta; Magnoliopsida; Malvales; Malvaceae. The record is from RefSeq and is a predicted model, not a curated record.
AUGGCGGAAAUUAGGGUUUUUGACACCGCCAAUCCAAAACCUGUUUGUGGGAGGCCAUUGGGUUUGGCGUUGCACCAUGCAACAAACAGGCUGUACGUUUGUGAUGCCUUUUUCGGCUUCGGAGUGUUGGGCCUGAAGGGAGGACAGGUAACCAUACUUUCCACCGGUGCAGAUGGAGAGCCUUUCCGUUUCUGCAAUGCAGUGGAUGUCCAACGAACUGGAGAUGUAUAUUUCACAGAUAUCAGUGCUGUCUACGAUGUAAGGUUCUUUUCUAUACAACUUGAAACAGCAAUAAGUACUAACGAUUCAACAGGGAGGUUGAUGAAGUAUGACUUCAAGACUGAGCAAGUGACAGUGUUGUUUAGGAAUCUUUCCGGUGCAGCAGGGGUUGCAGUUGAUGAGGAAGCCAAAUUCGUCCUGGUUUCCAAGUUCAUUAUUAACAGGACUAUAAAGAUUUGGCUACAGGGUCCUAAAGUUAACAAAUUUGAGAUCAUAAACUUGCAGCCAAUGCCGGAUAACAUCAAGAGGACUGCAUCGGAAAAUGUCUGGCUAGCGGCAGCAAUGAUAAAACAAGGCACACAAUCACUUGUGCCUAUAGGGCAAAGGAUCAAUGCAUCUGGCACUGUUUCACGAACAGUGAAUUUUGAGCGAUGGUAUGGAAAUAAAUCAAUCAGUGAAGUUCAAGAGUUUGAUGGUCUGCUCUACGUAGCAUCACGGUUAGUGAAUUUUAUUGGUGUCUACAAGCAUUAA